Cuscuta epithymum is the source of this 1160-nucleotide messenger RNA. Lineage: Eukaryota; Viridiplantae; Streptophyta; Magnoliopsida; Solanales; Convolvulaceae. The record is from the annotation of a GenBank genome assembly.
CUCCCAGUUCAAGCUUUCGAAACAACAUAAACAAGUUUCGAGCAUCGGUUCAGUCUCGGGAAACUAGAGAGAUGUUUUUCCACAUCGUACUGGAGCGAAACAUGCAACUCCACCCCCGCCACUUCGGCCGAGAUCUCCGGGAUAAACUUGUCGCGAAGCUCAUGAGAGAUGUCGAGGGCACUUGCAGUGGCCGGCACGGUUUCGUGGUCGCGAUCACCGGAGUCGAGAGCGUAGGCAAAGGCCUGAUUCGCGAUGGCACUGGUUUCGUCUCCUUCCCGGUGAAGUAUCAGUGCGUUGUGUUUCGACCCUUUAAAGGGGAGAUUCUUGAAGCUGUUGUUACCAUGGUUAACAAGAUGGGCUUCUUCGCAGAAGCCGGUCCUGUACAGAUAUUCGUCUCAAAUCAUUUAAUACCUGACGACAUGGAGUUUCAAUCUGGGGACGUCCCAAAUUACACAACCUCAGAUGCAUCUGUUAAAAUUCAGAAAGAGAGCGAAGUUCGAUUGAAGAUUAUUGGAACUCGAGUCGAUGCUACAGAAAUUUUCUGUAUUGGCACAAUAAAGGAUGAUUUCUUGGGUGUCAUUAGUGAUCCAACUGUAGCUCCUUGAUUUCCUCCCUCUUCAUCCGGAGGAAAAGAGAGGUUUCCAUUAACAGUCCAAGGCCUUCCACAAGUGGAAGAUGGUGUUUGUUUCAUAAUUUUUGUUAGCAAUCUUAGCAGCAUGACCAUCUCUAGAUCUCUUCUAUUACUCUAUGUCAUAUUUUAUUGAUGGUCUUGGCCACUGCCCACUGGUAGUAACUUGUAUUUCCCUGCUGCCUUGGUUGUUUGGAAUUACUUGAAGCACUGUCGAUUCAAGUGUUGACUGUGGGUAGAACUACCUUUAAAAGUGUUAUAUUUAAAGUGUUAUAUUUAAAAUUUGAACUAAAUGCUCGAGUUGAAGACUUGGAGUAAAUAUGUAUUGGGUAGACAAGAAUGAGCAUAAUUAUCUUGUUUAUGUAUCUGAUGUAAUGUUUUUUUUUCAAACAUUGCGUGAAUGAUAGUCUUAAUAGUAACCGACUAUCACAGUAUCACACGAUGAAUAUGUCAUUGUGUAUAACUUGUUUGAUCUCAUUUGUUUUAAAGAUUGUUAAUUUGUUACAGGGUACAUACGUACUAUGACUUUGAG